Messenger RNA from Beauveria bassiana ARSEF 2860, 942 nucleotides. RefSeq names its product bromodomain associated domain-containing protein. The coding region runs from base 1 to 942 and encodes 313 amino acids. The transcript is spliced from 2 exons. Lineage: Eukaryota; Fungi; Ascomycota; Sordariomycetes; Hypocreales; Cordycipitaceae. Gene Ontology annotation, cellular component: transcription factor TFIID complex. Gene Ontology annotation, molecular function: protein heterodimerization activity. The record is from RefSeq and is a predicted model, not a curated record. Gene Ontology annotation, biological process: transcription initiation at RNA polymerase II promoter.
AUGACUGAAAAGCGCGACUCGCCGCCGGCGACCGUGAAAGCAGCCCCAAAGAGACGGCGUAUUGAUGCCGACGACAGCGUCACAGAAGAUGUCUUCUCGUCAGCUGCGAUGAAUGACACAAGUAAUAGCUACCCUGAUGAAGUCAGGUUUCCAUCAACACAGCAUUUCAAUGCUCGAUGCGGUAUUCAACGUUCUAUAGCGGUCGUCGCUUCGCACAUUGGCUUCGACUUUACUUCCCCCCAGGUGAUGGAAAGCUUUACGGGGCUAAUAGAAGCUUAUCUGGAAUCAAUUAUUGAGGAGACUAAGAGAUUCGCGAUUGCGUCGCGGCGUGAGCACCCAAUACCUUCUGAUUUCCAGAAUAUGUUGAGGCGCUAUAAUUUGCCAAUAUCAUCCUUGAUGCCACAUCUGAAGAACCCCAUGUCAAUAGACCCUACGCCGAGCUUUGUUCACAUCGAAGAUGCACGCCAGUCAUCCGAGUUCAACCCGCUUCCGUUGCUUGGCUCAGAACUGAGCGGCCAGACGGAUAAAGACGCGAAAUCUUACAUUCCAUCGUCGUUUCCUGAUUUUCCUAGCAGACACACAUACAAAUUCACACCACAAGAGGACACAAGAUCCCGUGAUUCUCAGAAAAUCCGCGAGGAAGCCGCAUUCAAUGCUCAGCAAGGCGAAGAUGCCCUGAGGCGUCUAGUCCACGCUUCGAAGAUGCGCAAGCAGAAAGAGGCCAAGACCCUUGUGGAGAGGGAUAGUCAAGGCAAAGAACGAUUCAGAUUGUGGGAAUCAACCAUGAAACGGUUCAUGGGGGGCAAUUCAAAAGACAGUGCGACAGGUCAGGUGGAAAUAGCAGAUCACAGUAUGAUCGUGAAUGGAGAUGUAGCAUUCUCCCGCAAAGACGUGUCUCGCAUCGGUCAGCGAGCUGCAGCUGUUCCCGGAAGGGGUUCUUGA